AUGGUCAGCCACAAAACCAUCUCCAAGAAGGCCGUGAAGAGCUCCAAGCCAAGCCUGAAGGCCAAGGCGUCGAGCUCGUGGUGUGAGUAUAUGCUGUGGAAUAUCAGCCCCGCGCUGAACGAAACAACCGGGCUGACAAGGACGAAAAUGCUGAUGACUUUAAGGGUAAGUACUUUUUUUAUUUUAAAGAAGUUUUGUAGCAUGGAAUAGAAGAUUUAGGGCGUUUUCGAGUUAGUAAAAUGCUAGUAAAUUUGAGUUAGUAGUCGAAAUAGCAGUAGAAACGUAUUUUCCUUGCAGUAUGUAAUCGCCUACUGUUUAAAAAAUUGAUUACCAGUGGUCGAGAUUCAAAAUUUUAUAAUAAAUGGCAUAGUUCUUAUCAAAGGUAAAUUUCAGACAAUCUCGAAAAAACUCGGCACCACAAUUAAAAAGAUGCAUAAAGUCGAGAACGUCGACGUUCAAUUUGGCUGCAAUAUGGCCAUUGGCUGUAAAUUGAAUGAGUCGACGGGAAAAUACAUGAAUUAUGAGGCCUCUAGCCUCAACAUGUUCAACACAGCGGUUAAAAGUGUUUUUGAUUCCGAAACGCCUUCUGUGUCAACGAUUACACGGAAGGAUCAACGGCUGGAAAAUGAGGACGAGAAUGCGGCAGUGGCAUUCUGUGAAGGUAAGAGAAGAUCACAUUUUAAUUCAGGUUUUCUUAUAGCUCUUUUUGUAUAUGUAAUCAGCUAAAUAAUUUAAUUUCAGAGUAUUUUAAAUCGGCUCGGUAUUCUUUGGAGGUCCAGCCUUCAUUUAAUCCCACAGCCUCCCAAGUCUACGCUAAAAUUUUUGAAAAAGUAAAAGGCCGAUUAACAAACGUUAAAUGCCAAUUGGAAGACAUCAGGCAUCUGGAAGGCGCAGCUCUGAAAAAGAUUAUAAUAAACGAGCAAAGAUCGAGCCAACAAUGUAAGCAAUGAUUUUUUCAACCAUCCACUUUAUACAGGGUGCGCCAAAAAUAUUGGGACAAAAAUCAAUUCCAUGUAGCUUUUUUCGGCUGGCCUUGGAAUCAAACCUUUUUGCCGUUUUGGCAAGGGUAACAGUCUUGCUAUACGGCAACGGUAAUGCCAGCGUUGGGGCCUAUUGCAAACUUGAAAAAAUAUUCAAAAGUUUUUGGGGGACCAAAAUUUUCUUUUCAAGUGGAUGACCGGCAAAUCAAUUUGGCCAUUAUUUCCGCUAAGGGAAAGUAAGAUCCUUCAAAUUUAUUGCGUAUAAAGCACAUGCUAUUCACUUCGUAACAACGUAUGUAAUCGUGGUUGACGACCGAUAUGGCGGCGCUGGUCGAAAAAACAAAAAAAAAUCCCGAAAGUUCGGAUUUUUAUGUUUUUAACGAUCUCAAUACCACAGUAUCGCCCGUGUUGCUCUAAAAUUUUGUGGUUAUAGAGUGUAUACAUAGGGAAUUGUCAUACUGUAAAAGAAAAUCUACACCUACAAGGGGACAGUUUCUGUAUGGAAAAAACUUUAUGGUGCGGAUUGGAGGCACGGUCCUUCGAAGCUUGAUAUAUUUUGGCAGUUUACUACAAGUUGAAAAGUACUUGAGCGUAAAAAUCGACAUAACGCUGUACUCGGGAUACAUGCUGACACAACUGAAUUACUUUUAGCGAUCUUCAGUCCAAGUUAACUUGACGAGCAACCUUAGAGUAAAUUCUACCGCUGUAGUCACUAUUUCAUCCCCCAGAGACAGAAGAUAAAAAAAUAAUUUUUCAAAGACGACUAGUAAGACUCUCGUUGUCCUUAUAAAAGCAUCUCUGAUGCCUAAUACGCUGGGAACCGUACAUGGAAACUUCUACAUAAAAAUCUUUGAUCUUACGGAAGUUUUCUGGAAAACGGCGCGUUUUUAGGCCGACUUUGACGGACUGUAAAAGAUGUAAUCGUCAUUAUAAGUAAAAAUCUUUUUUAGUGUAUAAAAAGCGACCGCUACUCUGUCAUAUAAAGUGAAUUUCUGCCAUAGCAUGCAACGGUAAAACUUGGUGUUUCCAAUUUUUAUCCAUUUUGGGGUCCGUGUCUCGGGGGCCUUAGUUGUGAGCACUUAUAAUGGCAGAACAGGUGUCGUAUACGACCGGAGUUGGACGAUUGGGGAAAAAGACGAUUGGGGAAAGGGACGAUUGGGGAAAAAGACGAUUGGGGAAAAGUACGAUUGGGGAAAUCGAAAGUAUUAUUUUUCUUCCAUGCAAAUGUCGAAGUUAGGAUAAUCGAGGGUGCUGAUUUCGAAAAUCAUGUAAAUUUUUCCUCUAGUACUACAUAGUACUAUUCUGAUACUAUAUAGUACGAAGUGAAAAUAUGGCUUUUGACGUUAAUGGUGUUGUUUUGAUGCUUAGUACUCUUCAAAAACACGUUUUAAAGACUUGGUGCUGUAUAGUACUGUCUGAUACUAUGUAGUACGAAGUAAAAAUAGGCGUACUAAGCACCAGAACAACACCACGAACGCCUAAAGGCCAACUUUACACCUCGUACUACAUAGUAUCAGGUAGUACUAUAUAGCACCAAGUCUUUCAAACGUGUUUUUGAAGAGUACUAAGCAUCAAAACAACACCAUUAACGUCAAAAGCCAUAUUUUGGCCUCGUACUAUAUAGUAUCAAGAAUAGUACUAUGUAGUACUAGAGGAAAAAUGAACAUGAUUUUCGAAACCAGCACCUUCGAAAUCCCCUAAAUCCAGUAUUUUUCAAAAAUUUUUAAAAAAUUAGUACUUAACAGUACUACUUAAGGAACACUAGUAAUGUUCAGAAAAAAUAAACCCGAUAUUCGAAAUCAGCACCCUCGAAAACCCCUAAAUCGAGUAUUUAUGAAAAAAAAAUCAAAAAUUACUACUUUACAGUACUACUUAAGAAAAAAAGUAAGAAUCAAAAAAAAAGAAUGUCAUUUGCGAAAUGAGCACAAUCGAUUAUCCUAAUUUCGACAUUUGCAUCGAAGAAAAAUAAUACUUUUCGGUUUCCCCAAUCGUACUUUUCCCCAAUCGUCUUUUUCCCCAAUCGUCCCAGUUCCGUAUACGACUACUCUGUCUGAAACUUUGAAGAUAGAUUCUUGGGAGUAUUGCACGUUUGCACAAGCGACCACUUUGCUCUUGUACCAUUACAGCCCGCAGGGCAAGUAAAAAUAUGAGUCCCAAUAUUUUUGGCGCACCCUGUAUUUUUCUUCAUAUUUUACCAAAAAAUUUUAGAUUAUGCCCCAGUUUUGGCCGCCAACGCCACUGAAAUGAUUGGAUUGUCUUUGGAGACGUUCAGAGACUCAGGGUAAGCCAUUUUCAACAACUACAUAUAACACAGUUAACAAAAAUUCAACUAAUUCAAACUAAUCAAAGUAAUUUUCAGAUAUGCCCCAAACCCUGCGGUCACAAAGCUGAGCUGCCGGUUUGCCAUGGAUAACAUGUCCUAUUAUCAUGGAAUUUACAAAAAUUUGGCGUCUACUUUCCCCAAUCUGGAAACGGUUACUUUGGAGACAAAUGUUAUUUCCUUGCCCUCAGGCGAGGAAAUGGAAACGGUCCAAAUUGUGGACACUCUCCAACCAAUCGUGGAAACCAUCCGCCAAAUCAGCGAAGCGGCGACGGUAAAAACGGCGGUAAAGCUGGAAAUUGCAUUAGAUGACAACGAGCUUCAAAUGCAGAAACUUUUGCGCGACUUUUUCACAUUUAAAUUUGAAAAACUUGGAUUUGAAAAUGAUGAUUAUUUGAGCUUCAAAAGCGACUUCUUUUCUGUUGAUAUUAAAGUACUUUGUUAA
This is a messenger RNA of Bursaphelenchus xylophilus (pine wood nematode), 3745 nucleotides long. NCBI's taxonomy places the organism in Eukaryota, Metazoa, Nematoda, Chromadorea, Rhabditida, Aphelenchoididae. The record is from the annotation of a GenBank genome assembly.